CAGCUUUUUCCUUGUCAUUUUGCUUCUCCGCCCCUCUGUUUUUGUUGUGUUUUAGGUGUGAUGCUGGUGGUAAAGCAGAAGAAGAUACUUUAAAUCUAUUCGUGUAUUAGUGGAUCCCAAGAAGAAAAAACGAAUAAAUCGCUGAAGUUGCGCGUUGUCAUGAUCGGCUUCGUCAUGCAGUUGCUCUAGAGAGGACUAUGGAUAUUCGCCACAAAAGAAACAUCGAGACCCAGAUCAACAAUUACUGCGUUCAAUAAGGAUGGUGACAGCGAAAAAUGUGUUACUGGAACCAAAGCAGAUAUUAAGUUAACCUCCCAUUGUACGUGAAACGUCCGCACACCAUACCAGCGCGGCAAAGUGAACCAACACCCAUAAACUCGAACGGAAACAAAAUACAAUGCUUGCUGUAAAGUAUUAUCUCGCUUAAUUAAGUAGAAACAUUGACGCAGGACCUUGAACUGUUCUUCAUGGAGAGAGGGUGAGCCAGUGGAGGUGUAACCCACUCCCUCUCAUGAGCGUUUGGACGCGGAAGUAGAAUCUAAUAUUAAAUACCCCGUGGUUUUCCCAGAUAACUCGUGAUACAAACCACACACACGGAAGAUUUUAGUCAACACUCGCAGACGCUUAUAAGCACCAGCUUGCAGCACAAGUAAUUUGCUCACCAUGUUACAGCCGAAGUACCUAAUUUUUUUAAGCUAUUACAUGCUGUCGUCCGUUCAGACGGCACCUGAGCCUGGAUUUCAAGCAAGAAUUACCAAACGCGGCCUGGAUUACGUAAACGAAAAUGCUUUGGUGACCCUGGUGGCUGAGCUUCCAAGGACAAACAUCCCUGAUCAGUCUGGCAGUUCUGGUGAUAUUGAAUAUUCUCUUUAUGAGAUCCGAAUAUUGCCAGACAUACGGGCACCUAGCAGCACCAUCACUCUCGGUCCCGGCAAUGGCCUGACAUGGUCAGCUUCAAAUGCUGGCCUCAGUCUACACGCGGGCUGGAGAGUCAAGUACAAGAAGGGCUGGGUUAAGAUUUCCACAUCAGGGACUGUGGAUGUGACGUUAUCUGGCAUCAACUUUGGCAUCACCAUCAACAUUGGCCAAGAUGCAAAUGGCAGGCCCUCUACCAGUGCUGCAGGAUGUCAGAGCAGUAUCGGUGGUGUUUCCAUCAGCAUUCAUGGAGAACUUUCUGUUAUUCUCAAUUUGUUUAAGGGAAUCGUAGAGAAAAAAGUGAGAGAAAUCAUUCCUGGAAAGUUGUGCAAUGCAGUCACAAACAUAGUCAAUAUAAAUGCAGAAAGUCAAAUGCAGAAGCUGAAAGUGGUCAUACCUCUGUUGGGAAAUCGGUUUCUUCUGGACUAUCGCCUAAUUUUGCCCCCAUCCUUCACUUCACUUUAUCUACAGACGUACCACAAGGGAGAGAUUACAUGGGCAGCUAACCCAAGUUCACCACCCUUCUCCCCACAGCCGAUCCCAUCUUCAGGAGACAGCAGCAAAAUGGCAUACUUGUGGAUUUCUGAGUAUCUGCCUCAGUCUUUAGCAUAUGCUGCACAGAGCAAUGGAUUUCUGCGCUACAAUCUUACAAGCCAAGAUUUUAAAUCCGGGAAUGAGAGUGUCUUGAAUACCACCUGCCCUGGACACAUCUGUAUAGGCACGCUGUUUCCAGCUAUUGCUAAGAAGUACCCCAACAGCCAAGUGGAACUGCGCAUGAGCUCAUCUGAGAUGCCAGUUGUCAAGAUGAGACCAGGCUCACUGGGUGCUAGCUUUAUGGGGAACAUUGACUUCUAUGCCCACACACCUUGUGGACAAAUAGCUUAUUUACUCACCCUCAAUGUGUCUGCCAGCAUGAACUUCAGUGCUUCAUUAAGCAAUGAAAAGUUAAUGGGAAAAAUCUUUGGCACGAGGACCAUUGUCAGUGUCCAGGCAUCUGCUAUUGGGCCUUUGAAUGACAAGGUGAUCAAUUUCAUGGUGGAUACAAUGAUGGACCUGUUCAUUGUGCCAAAGUUAAAUGAGGUGGGCAGUAGAGGUUUCCCCCUCCCUACAGUUGACAAUAUCAAGUUUGUCAAUUCUGAGCUUGAAAUCAUACAAGAUACACUUUUGGUUGCAACUGAUGUGCAGUACAUUGCCAGAAGAUGAAGCAUUUAGAACAUCUACAAAAGCUUGCUUUUCUUGAAAUAAGUUGUAAUUGAGGUAUUUUUUAUCACUUUGUGUACUGUUGACAGACUGUUAAUGAUUAUUAGCAAAAUUGGCAUCCUGCAAAAUAAUAGUCGAAUAAUUUACUGUUACGAUAGCUUCAAGAUUUUAAAAAAAUACUUGUGUGUGUGCGUGCGUGCAUACUUGUAUGUGUAAUCUAGAAAGUAAGCUGAAGUUUCCAGAAGCUGAGUGAAGUGUACUCCAUGAACACCCUGAGUAAUUGUAAGCAAAGUGUUAUCAUACAGGGAAAAGGCUUCAUGAGGUAUGGAAAUUUAAUUAGUCUGGUCCUCAUGACUGAUGUUUGUUGUUAAAUGAAAGAUUGUGUAAUAUCCUAACAUGUAGUGAUUGUAACUAAUACUGGUAUUCUUACUGAGUUCAUUUCCUCCAAUGCUGUAGGUUGGAUGCUGUUACUAAGCAGCUUUAAGCACAAACAUCUGCGUGUACAAUCAAAUAGCAUGUGUAGUCAGGCUGAUGGGAAUCAUAUUGCUCCACUUGUUAUCACUUGUCCACAAACGAGAAGCUUCUUAAAGAUUUAUGAAGAGUCAGCAGUUCCAGUGUAUUGAUUAUACAUCAUUUUUACAUGUUUUUUUCUUAGGACACGAUAAGGCUCACAGCCCGUUAGCAGAAAGAAGAGAAUUAUGUAUAUACACACACACACACUGUAAACUAGAUAUAUGGACAAUUUUUUUGAUUGAAGUCUUACAAGAUUUUCUGUAUUCAUUAUAUUUUUCUUAUUUGAGACAAAUAAACAAAGUAGACUCUGA
Messenger RNA from Pomacea canaliculata, 2939 nucleotides. Its product is annotated as bactericidal permeability-increasing protein-like. NCBI's taxonomy places the organism in Eukaryota, Metazoa, Mollusca, Gastropoda, Architaenioglossa, Ampullariidae. Gene Ontology annotation, molecular function: lipid binding. The coding region runs from base 664 to 2118 and encodes 484 amino acids. The transcript is spliced from 15 exons. The record is from RefSeq and is a predicted model, not a curated record.